GUAACCGGACCGGGACCCGCGCGCCCAGAGCUCUGAGUCCGGAGUGCAGCGCGGCGAGGGGAGGGAAUCCCUCCCGUGUCUGACGCGUCCCUUUACCAAGGAAACCCACACCCGCGCUCUGACGCAACUGCCCAUUUUAGGAAACAUGCGUCAAUGGACCGAGGCAAGUCGGACACACGGUGAACUCCACAGCCGGCGCUGACGUCCGUGUCGAUAAAUAAAUGUGUCCGCGUGUAUCUGCGCCGCUCUGACUGCGUCCCCUGCGCGCCGGUUAUGUCUCCAGUGUCCGCUGGGCGACGGGCGUUCACGGCGGAUCCGUGCGCCGCGCGGCCUUAUCCAGAGCGCGACCCCUCCCUGGGAGAAGUUGCGCCGCCCAGGCUGUGACGUGGGCCGUUUCGUUGGUGUUGAAAAGCCGUUGCCGUUUCUUCAUAGUGCCAUUGAAGUGAGUCAUCUCUAGGAAGUGUGGUUAAGAAGAAGAAGAAGAAAAAGAAGAAAAAAAGGAAAAAAGAGAGAGGAAGAAGAAAAAGAAAAAAAGUUCGAAGUGAACAGCGGAGAGCUCAGACCGAGUGCGCGGGGUGAGCAGACGAGGCGGCGGGUAGCGAAUCCGAAGACUAGCCGGCCAGCGUCGCUCUGUAACUGCGGCUCCGCUCGGCUCCACUGGGUCCGCCUGCGGGAGGUGUGCGACCGACUUCAGGCUGGAGUUAGCGCACCUGAGAGGUCUCUCUACCUGCGGCUCCACAAGAGAAGCGCAAUUAGAAAUAUCCCUCCGCGAGUCGGAAGAAGCGUAUUCAUGAGAACUGGUGAUAUCUGUGAGGGGUUGUAGGUUAGUUUACGGAGCGUCAUCGCACUUUUCUCCUCUGAACUCUUUCUCUGGAUAUCCUGACUACCAGCGUCUCAAGCCAGAGGAUUUUUUUGUGCCUUUUUGAAACGCGAGGAUUUUAAGAAGGGAAAAGGAGGGGGCGGACUCUUUAGAUCUUAGACAGUCUCCUCUUCCCUGGACCAUGUACCAGGACUACUCCGGAAACUACGACACCUCGUCCCGCGGCAGCAGCACCUCUCCGGCCCAGCCAGAGUCCUUCACGAGCGGCAGCAGCACGAUCGGAAGUCCGGUCUCUACCUCAAGCUACCAGAAGUAUAGGGUCGACAUGCCCGGCUCCAACAGUGCCUUCAUCCCCACCAUCAAUGCGAUCACGACCAGCCAAGACCUGCAGUGGAUGGUGCAGCCCACCGUCAUCACCUCCAUGUCCAACCCGUACUCCCGCUCCCACCCUUACGGCCACCACCUGCCCAACGGGCCGGGGCUGCUGGGGCACAACACGCUGGCUCGGCCCGGGGUCAUCCGAUCCAUCGGGGACGCCAGGGGCCGGCGAAAGAGAGACGAACAGCUCACCCCGGAGGAAGAGGAGAAGAGGAGGGUGAGGCGCGAGAGGAAUAAGUUGGCGGCCGCCAAAUGCCGCAACCGCCGGCGAGAGCUCACGGAGAUGCUGCAAGGGGAAACUGAGAAGCUGGAGGAGGAGAAAUCCGACCUGCAGAAGGAGAUCGAGAACCUGCAGAAGGAGAAAGACAAGCUGGAGUUCAUGCUGGUCGCCCACAAUCCCGUGUGCAAGCUCCCCAUCGAUGAGCCCCACCAGCAGCAGCACCACCAGCAGCACCAGCAGCACCAGCAGCACCAGCAGCACCAGCAGCACCAGCACCACCCGCAGCAGCAGCAGCAGCAGUGCGCCCCCCUCCCCCUGACCAUGCGCCCCAACAUGGGCAGCCGGCCUCAGAUAAGCCACGUGGUCGUGAAGCAGGAGCCGGACGAGAGGAGCGACAUGGGCAAGUCCCAGCGCUCCGUCAUCAAGCCCAUCUGCCUGGGCGGCGGCGGCGGGAUGUACUGCACAGAUGGGGACAGCCUGAACACGCCGGUGGUGGCGGCGUCCACCCCGGCCGCCACGCCCAGCGCCCCCAGCCUCAUCUUCACCUACCCGAGCAUGCUGGAGCCCGAGAGUCCCUCGCCGUCCUCCGAGUCCUGCUCCAAGGCCCACCGGCGCAGCAGCAGCAGCAGCGGGGACCAGUCCUCGGACUCCCUCAACUCGCCCACCCUGCUGGCGCUCUGAGCGACGGCCGAGGAACACGGACACUGUGGCGUGAGGAUCGGCCGCCCCUCCCCCUUUAAAAAGACCCGAGAGCACAAGUACAGACCAUGUGACAACCCCCCCCACACACACACACACCCCCUGCAGGGAGACCCACAAGGCCGCGUGUUUCUUGUUGUUCUGCUUCAGUGUACUUUUUAAAAAUCCGUUAAGAGGACCAAGUCUAGAGUGUCAACUUGUUUACUGGGAAGACGAGAAACACUCCGCGAUCCGGCAACUGUGCGUCGACCGCAAAUCAGAGAGCGCGUCAAUAUAUAUGUAUAUAUAUAUAUAUAUAUACUUUUUUUUGCCAAUGUUUCAAAAGCCAUGUGGCCGACACUUUGCACUCCGCCAAGACGAAUCAAUAGAUCACUAAACGAGGUCAGCGCUCUGCUGGGAUGGAGGAGGAGGAGGAGUUCUCUCUUCUCCUCUUCCUCCGAGAGUUUCCACCACAGACUCGCUACUAGCAGCGUGAACACGUUUCUGACGCCAUUUCCACCUCUUGUAAUCGUGUUUUAAGGCCCGCGCCGAGGACAUUUUACAAAGUUUUUUUUCGUCCUCUCCUUAACCCGCCUGUAGAAAAGCAAAAAGGUCGUCUCCGCGGCGACCGAGGCCCUCAGUGUUGCAAAGGAUUACGAGCCAACUUUCAAUCGAGGACCAGUUCCUCCUCUAUACCUUCUUCUAUUUUUGCCAUAGCGGCUCGAGUGUACAGUAGUAUCGGUGUGCUUUUCCUCAGUGAUUCUGUACAUUAACUUUUACAACCUGUGUAUGUGAUUUACAUUGAUGUCAGGGAGAUCUCUCACGUGUAGAAGACCCCCGUCUAGAAGAGUAGAAGAGUCUAGAAGAGUCUAGUAUUGCAGAGGCGGAGAGACGCGGCACGCCGAGGGAUGACAACGUUAUCGCUUCGUUGUGUCAUGUCAGGGGGGUGGGGGGUUUGAACAAAGCCCCCCCCCCCCACACACACACACACACACACCAGAUCCUGACCUUCUUUUCUGUGUCUCGUACAUUCUCCAGAUAAAAGGUUUUGUAGGUCGGGUUUCAAAAAGCCCCCAAAAAGGUUUGUUUGACGCGUGUAAUCCUGUAAUUUGUCCGUCUUUGUCUGAGGAGGAGGAUUUUACUCAAAUUUGGACCCAAAAAAAAGAAGAUGAUAAGAAAAAAGCCACUGUGGUCUAGACUGUCUCCAGCUGCCAAUGAUGUCAACCCUGUUUAUACUGUGUGUGUGUGUGUACAUCUGUCACUUUGAGUAAAGCAGACAGUCAAUGAUGUUUAAAUACAAGCCAGACGAGCUGAUUUUUUUUUUACGGGUGAGUGAACGUAACUCGGAGGUACUCUGUAGAAACGUGGAGGCUUUAAACAAGUUCACUUUCAGAAAGGGACUCUUUAUUUUGUAUGUCUUUAACAGCUGGCCUGAGAUGAAAGAGGGGACACCUCGAGAAUAUGUAAUAUCUCUGAAGUUCUAAGAAGCACUUCUUCUUUUUAUUAUCGUUUUUACAUGUGUGUGUGUGUGCGGUGUGUGUGUGUGUGUGUGUGUGUGUGUGUGUGUGUGUGUGUGUGUGUGUGUGUGUGUGUGUGUGUGUGUGUGUAUCUUUAAAGGGAUGAGGGUUUUCAAUACUGUGCACUGAGAGGGACACAACAGCGAUGUUUGGGACUCUAUUUAGUUCACUUCACACAUUCCUAACAUCAGGGGUUUUAGAAAAAGGGGGGGGGGGCGUCGUUGCUCCAAACCCCUUUCCUGUUAAUAGAGGAGAACCCGUUGUGGUUGGAAGACGUUCGGUUGUGCCGGAUGCAGAAAAAAACGGACUUUUGCAAUUCAACACAAGCUGCUGCUACUUUGGAAAGAACGGCCGGCUGUUUCUCUUCUGAGGAUGUUGUGUCCGACGUCACCGGCUGUGUAGAUGCAACCGGGGGGCGGAGGGUGGGGGGGAGGGGUCUCUGAUCCUGUAUGGCAACAUAAAGAGUAACCAAAAACAUUACUGUGGGCGAUUGUGACAUGUCUGUAUGUUGAAAUAUUCUGCAGCCCCUCGACACACAUAGGAAAGCCAUUGACUGUAGAUCUUCUGCUGUACAUGUCAUCUACUGUCUGUCGCCUGUUUUCAACUACUAUUACUUCUUUUCCAAAUGCUUUAACUGUUCAAAAUGAUUCAAAAUUAAUAAAAAAGAGCAAUAUGUAUAGCAGUGUUUGUUAAUUUAAAUUAAUAAUAAUAAAAAACACAAAAAAUGUUACUUUUCAACCUGA
This is a messenger RNA of Pseudoliparis swirei, 4356 nucleotides long. It is a transcript of the gene fosl2, whose product is annotated as FOS like 2, AP-1 transcription factor subunit. The transcript has 4 exons. Bases 1002 to 2099 code for a protein of 365 amino acids. Gene Ontology annotation, cellular component: nucleus. Lineage: Eukaryota; Metazoa; Chordata; Actinopteri; Perciformes; Liparidae. The record is from RefSeq and is a predicted model, not a curated record. Gene Ontology annotation, molecular function: DNA-binding transcription factor activity, RNA polymerase II-specific; RNA polymerase II cis-regulatory region sequence-specific DNA binding. Gene Ontology annotation, biological process: regulation of transcription by RNA polymerase II.